UAGCGGCCGUGUCACUCCCUCCCCCUCUUUUGCCUGCCUUCUUUCUCCUGCGCUCCUUUUCUGGCAAGCUGCAGCCGUCUGCGUCCCUCACGUCGCGUUCCUGAGGAGGACCGAGGCGUUUUGUCCCUACCGGCGCUCCGUCUCCGUAGGAGCUGGUCGCACCAUCAUGGCGGCGAUGCUGCUUUUGCGAGAGUUCUCAAUGUCAGCGGCUUUGGCGACCAGGCACUUCGCGCGCGGGGGAGGAGAAGGAGCAGCGGCUGCCGCCGUCGUGGGCGGCUUAAGGGGCAGGUCACUGAACACUUCCACAUGGUGGCUGGCACAGGACCAAGCCCAAGACACGCAACUCAUCACAGUCGAUGAAAAAUUGGACAUUUCACCUUUAACAGGUGUACCAGAGGAGCAUAUUAAAACUAGAAAAGUUCACAUUUUUGUUCCAGCCCGUAAUGCCAUGCAAGCUGGUGUUAACAACACAAAAAAAUGGAAGAUAGAAUUUGACACAAGGGAGCGUUGGGAAAACCCACUGAUGGGUUGGGCGUCUUCGGCAGAUCCUCUAUCCAAUGUAUUUCUAACCUUCUCUACAAAAGAAGAUGCUAUUGCCUUUGCUGAAAAAAACGAGAGAGAGGAGGCCCACCUUCUUCCCCCUCCCACGGAGUAUGCCGCAAACACUCCAGGCUGGAGCUAUGAUGUUCAAGAGCGGAGGAUUCCAAAACCUAAAUCCAAGUCUUAUGGUGCAAACUUUUCUUGGAACAAAAGAACAAGGGUGUCCACAAAAUAGGUUGGCAUUGGCUGUCUGUGCGUCUGACUGUGAAUAAAGUCAGCUGUGCUGUAUUUAUAGUCCAUGUAUAAUACAUCUCUUAAUCUCCUAAUAAAUUUGACCUUUAAACUACUCAUGCAUCUUGUGGUGUCUAUUUAAAAUGUUUUUGAUGUCUCCAAUUGAACCUGUUACAAACUUCCCUAUAUUUAGAGAGGAGAUUUGGGGUGUUCAUACCUCUAGGAAAUUGCUGUAUGUGGAAUUCAUUAAAAGGAAUGUUUGAAAUGAGCUGCAACAUUAAAGAUCAAGCCUUGCCUUUUGGAGUAAUUUUAUAGUUCAAUAAAUGCCUUCCCUUUCACAAAGAAAGGCUGCUGUUAGAUGUUCCUCUAGGGUUUUUCUUAUUAUUGUUAUAUAGAAGAGGUUAAUCAGUUGUAACUGCUGCCAGCUCUCAAUAUUUGCUUACUGUUUUAAGCGGUUCUGUAAACUACAUUUUCGCUAAGCAUCUUCCAGUUCAAAUGAACAUUUCUGCUGUACAGCUGACUUCCCAGAAAGAUUCCUUAUCUGAAUAAAGGCUAUCUCUGAAAGAUUAAA
Molecule: messenger RNA, 1342 nt
Organism: Rhineura floridana
Lineage: Eukaryota; Metazoa; Chordata; Lepidosauria; Squamata; Rhineuridae
Gene: NDUFS4
Product: NADH:ubiquinone oxidoreductase subunit S4
Exons: 6
Coding region: 167-775 (202 amino acids)
Biological process (GO): electron transport chain
Source: RefSeq, a predicted model, not a curated record